This is a messenger RNA of Durio zibethinus, 1788 nucleotides long. Its product is annotated as lysine histidine transporter-like 8. Lineage: Eukaryota; Viridiplantae; Streptophyta; Magnoliopsida; Malvales; Malvaceae. The record is from RefSeq and is a predicted model, not a curated record.
AAUUAAGUAUAUAAUCCUUGAAGAAGGGAGGAGAAAGGGAGAGAGAGCAUAACACUAUCUUUAGUGAUGGGUGAGCUGGUGGAAGUACACUCGAGCCCAGCCACAAGGAGGCCGGGGUUGGAAACAUUGGUCAUCGCAGGGCCUCCACUUCAACUUAAUUGCCCAUCAAUGACUCCGUCACCACUGCUUGAUUCGGUCCCCCAAACCCCCAAGAGCCCCUUUGUUACACGUUUGAUGACUCCUGUAGCUAGCCCUAUGAAAAAGGCAAUUGUAAGCAUGCAAGGUUACCUGGAAGAAGUUGGCCACUUCACCAAGCUUGACCCACAGGAAACUUGGCUUCCCAUUACUGAGUCCCGAAAUGGUAAUGCAUACUACUCAGCAUUUCAUACAUUGAGUUCAGGAAUAGGAUUUCAAGCGCUUGUUCUUCCUCUAGCUUUUACCACUCUUGGUUGGGUCUGGGGAAUUAUAUGUCUAUCACUGGCUUUUAUUUGGCAGUUAUACACACUAUGGUUACUGGUUCAGCUGCAUGAAUCAGAAUCUGGGAAGCGUUACAGCCGAUACCUCCGACUUUCCAUGGCAGCUUUUGGAGAAAAACUUGGGAAACUGCUGGCUCUUUUCCCUAUCAUGUAUCUAUCAGGAGGUACCUGCGUGACCUUGAUCAUGAUCGGAGGUGGGACCAUGAAGAUAUUCUUCCAGAUCGUGUGUGGGAACACAUGCAGUUUAAAACCGCUCUCUGUUGUAGAGUGGUACGUGGUGUUCACUUGCUUAGCCAUUAUUCUGGCUCAACUUCCCAACUUGAACUCCAUUGCUGGAGUCUCCCUAGUCGGGGCAAUAACGGCAAUCAGCUAUUGCAGUUUGAUAUGGAUUGUCUCUAUUAUUCAUGGCACGCCAGAGGGCGUGUCCUAUGACCCACCUGAGGCAAAAUCGGAAAUGGCCAGGCUUUUCAAUAUUUUUAACUCACUUGGGAUAAUCACCUUUGCUUUUAGAGGCCACAAUCUCGUGCUGGAAAUACAGGGGACAAUACCUUCCAGCGGAAAGCACCCUUCCCGCCUACCAAUGUGGAGAGGAGUGAAGUUCGCUUACUUGAUUGUUGCAACCUGCUUGUUUCCCCUUGCAAUCGGUGGCUAUUGGGUUUAUGGAAACUUGAUGGCUGAAAAUGGAGAGAUGCUAAGUGCUUUGUACAAAUACCAUAAACGCGACACAUCAAAGUUGCUUCUAGGGCUAGCAAGCCUACUCGUAGUAAUUAACAGCCUCACCUCAUUCCAAAUAUAUGCUAUGCCCGUAUUCGACAAUUUGGAGUUUAGAUAUACAAGCAAGUGGAAAAGGCCAUGUCCACAGUGGCUGCGCACAGGUAUUAGAGUUUUCUUCGGAAGCUUGGCAUUCUUUAUUUCGGUGGCACUACCAUUCUUGCCAAGCUUGGCAGGGUUGAUUGGAGGGAUCGCAUUACCGAUCACCUUGGCAUAUCCCUGUCUUAUGUGGGUGAUAAUCAAGAAACCUCAGAAAUUUAGUCUGAAUUGGUGCCUUAACUGCUUAUUAGGAGUUUUAGGAAUGGUCCUCAGUGUCUUGGUGACCACUGGAGCAAUAUGGGGCAUAGUGACCAAGGGGAUAAAAAUUCACUUCUUUAAACCCCAAUGAGCUAGCAAUGGCUGCAUGAUCAUAGAUCUUGUAAUCAAAGCUAACCUAGAAGCCUUGGAUCUCCUAAACCAAAUACCCACCCAGUGAAGGAAGCAACAAUGUCAAACAUGAGCAACUUCUUUGAAUGAUCUUAUAAUCCCUGUGCAACUGGCU